Messenger RNA from Aspergillus pseudoviridinutans, 1545 nucleotides. RefSeq names its product cytochrome P450. Bases 1 to 1545 code for a protein of 514 amino acids. The transcript has 2 exons. Lineage: Eukaryota; Fungi; Ascomycota; Eurotiomycetes; Eurotiales; Aspergillaceae. The record is from RefSeq and is a predicted model, not a curated record. Gene Ontology annotation, molecular function: iron ion binding; heme binding; oxidoreductase activity, acting on paired donors, with incorporation or reduction of molecular oxygen.
AUGGAAGUUUUAGCGCCAUCGUCGUUCAAGGCAUACGCCGCAUACCUCGUAAUUGCUGUGGUGGUCCUCCGUCUAAUCACCAAUCGCUUCUGUAGGGGGCUUGCAGGAAUUCCGGGACCUGCAAUCGCCAAAUGGACUCGUCUGUGGAAGUUACACAGUGUGUGGAAGGGCGACCACCACAAUACAGCCAUUGACUUACAUCGCAAGCAUGGACCGCUGGUACGCAUUGGUCCGAAGCACAUAUCUGUUGGAGACCCCAGUGCUAUUCCGAUUAUCUACGGUCUCAACAAGGGGUUCACAAAGACCGGAUUCUAUCCUAUUCAGUGCAUAUCAUGGAACAAAAAGCCCCAGAUGAACCUCUUCUCCACCCGCGACGAGAUGUUCCAUCGUGAGCAGAAGCGGCCGGUGGCAAACGCCUACAGCAUGACCUCGCUUCUCGAGCUUGAAUCUGCAGUGGACUCCUGCACAGAUAUCUUUAUCAAGCAGCUGGCGAGAUUUGCGAAUAGCAAAAAGCCCGUCGACUUGGGAAUGUGGCUGCAAUACUAUGCCUUUGACGUGGUCGGGGAAUUCACGUUCUCCAAGAAGCUCGGCUUUCUGCAGGAGGGGAAGGAUGUCGACGGCAUGAUUGAAGCGAUUCAGGGGAUGCUGGUGUAUGCUAGUGUGUGUGGCCAGAUCCCCGAGGCUCAUCCGCUGCUACUGGGAAAUCCUCUUUUCCCGCUGUUCAUGCCCAGCAUGGAGACGUGGAACCAGGUCUUGAAUUUUACGCUCAAGGCUAUCAAUUCGCGAGCAUCGCUUCAGCGAGACGGCGAGCUCGAUUCGGGGGAGAAGCCCGAAGUAGGGAAGGACAUGCUGUCCAGGUGGAUGGCAAUCCAUGCGUCUGAUCCCGAGAAGCUUUCCACCCGGGAUGUCAUCGUCCAUCUUUCGACGAAUGUUUUCGCCGGUUCAGACACCACUGCCAUCGCUCUGCGGGCCGUCUUCUAUCUCCUUCUUCGCAACCCGUCGGCUAUGGCGAAGCUGAACGCCGAGAUCGAUAAUGCCGACCGAGAGGGAAAACUAAGCAAGCCGAUUUCCAACAGAGAAUCCAUGAACCACCUGCCCUACCUUCAGGCCGUUCUCAAGGAGGCAAUGCGACUACAUCCAUCCGUCGGGCUGAUACUCGAGCGUGAAGUGCCCAAGGGAGGCGUCACCAUCUGUGACAGGCAUAUUCCUGGUGGAACCGUGGUUGGUAUCAACGCAUGGGUUCUCCACAGGGAUGCCAGGGUCUUCCCCGAUCCUGGCAAGUUCAUUCCUGAGCGGUGGAUCGACAGCGAUCCGCAGCUGUUGAAGAAGAUGGAACAGAGCUUCUUUGCGUUUGGUGCCGGGUCCCGGACUUGCAUUGGCAAGAAUAUCUCGCUUAUCGAGAUGCAUAAGAUUAUUCCGCAGCUGUUGCGGGAGUUUGAAAUCCGUCUGCAUAGCCCAGAGAAGGAGUGGAAGACGAAGAAUGUAUGGUUUGUGCAGCAGGAGGGAUUGAUAUGUGACCUUGUACGGAAGAGGGAUGUGAAGUGA